Chenopodium quinoa (quinoa) is the source of this 1983-nucleotide messenger RNA. RefSeq names its product protein FAR-RED IMPAIRED RESPONSE 1-like. Gene Ontology annotation, biological process: regulation of DNA-templated transcription. The coding region runs from base 1 to 1983 and encodes 660 amino acids. Lineage: Eukaryota; Viridiplantae; Streptophyta; Magnoliopsida; Caryophyllales; Amaranthaceae. The transcript is spliced from 4 exons. The record is from RefSeq and is a predicted model, not a curated record.
AUGUCUGAAAGCAUAGAAUAUUGGUCUUCUUUUGUCACUACUGAAGAUAACAAUGUAAGAAUUUUUAAAACACCCACUCAGCCUUUGCUUCCUAAAAUAUAUUAUAAUUCUGGAGGUGAUAAAGAGUAUAUAGCAUGUUCUUCUGAAAACAAACCUUUUGUUGGAAUGAUAUUUGAUACCCUUCAAGAUGGUAUUGCCUUUUAUUACAAAUAUGCUAAUGAGUGUGGAUUUAAAGUCCGUUCUAGUACUACUAAAUCACAAAAGAAUAAGAAUGAUCCUACUGGUAAAGGAGUUACUAUAAUUAAAUAUUUAUUAUGUAGCAAAGAAGGGUAUGUGACAAAUAACAAAAAACCUGGUAAACAAGUUGAAGGUGCUUGUUUAAAGAGAAUGACUGUGAAGAGAGUUAGUUGUCCUGCUAAGAUAAAAUUUAGGUUUUGUACUGGUGGGAAGAUCAUGAAAGAACUUUGUGUUGGGUUUCAAAAUGUCACGGGCAGUAAAAAUGAUUUCAAAAAUUUUUCUAGGGACUUGAAAGUUUAUAUCUCUAAUGUUGAUGGUGCAAUGCAUUUGACUCGUGUCUUUUGGGCUGAUGCUAUUGGUAGAAGAGAUUAUCAAUUAUUUGGGGACUCUUUAUCUUUUGAUUCUACCUAUGAUACAAAUAAAUAUUCAUUGGUUUUCUGUCUUGUUACUGGUGUUGAUAAUCACAAGAGAUGUGUUACAUUUUGUGUUGCUCUAUUUUCUAAAGAAGACAUAGAUUCUUUUGUGUGGCUAUUUCAAACUUUUUUGAAGUGUAUGGGAAGAGAACCCUCUUGUAUUAUCACUAAUCAAGAUCAUGCAAUGGGUAUUGCCAUAGAAAAGGUUUUUACCAAGACUAAACAUAGGCUAUGUAUGUGGCACAUAAUGAGGAAGGUACCUGAAAAGGCUGAAACUGCUUUUUGUAAUGAAAUUGAUUUCCUAAAAAAGUUAAGUGCAUUAGUUUGGGAUAGAGAGAUUGAUCCUCGUGUAUUUGUUGAUGACUGGAAUAGUGUUAUGGAGGAGUUUAACCUUGUUGAUCAUGAGUGGUUUGCAUACAUGUUCAAGAUUAAACAUCUUUGGAUUCUUGCAUAUUUUAGGGACCUAUUUAUGGGUGGGUUACUGUGUUCUACAUCUAGGUCUGAAGGUGAAAACAAUUUCUUUUGUAAUUUUACAAACCCUCAUGUGACUUGUGUUGAAUUCUUUGUCCGUUAUGAAACUGCUCUGGAUGCUCAAAGGCAUGAACAGGAUGAGUUGUACAUGCUUAAUAAACUUGAGCCUCAAUUGGUUACUAAUUUACACUUGGAAAAGCAUGAUGUUGUUGUUUAUACUCGUUGCAUAUUUUAUGAUUUUCAAGAAGAAUGCCAGGAAGCCUGUUUUCAUGUGGUGUUGAAAGUUGUAGUUCUCUGUAUGGAGAUGUUGUUUGUUAUGAAAGGCAAGUGUAUACGAGAAAUUCCUGAUGCUUAUAUCUUGAAUCGUUGGAGAAAAGAUGUUCUAAAGAAAGCUUCUGUCAUAGAUGUUGCAAUGGAUGAUGCUUCUAAGUAUGAUAAGAAGAAGCAAUUGGUCAGUGAUGUAUGGUCCAAGAUUUUCAGUUGUGUGAGUUUAACUGACCAAUAUGAGGAUGAUUUAUCUGAGCUUAUUAGGACAUUAUCUUCAUUUGAGGAGCAGAUGAUAUCAAAGAAUAAUCCUGAAAAUGCACCUAGUUCAAAAGAGGUGAAAGAUGCUGAUAUUCAAGUUUUGGUUGGGUCAAAUGAAGUUGAUGUAAAUGUCUUGCCUCCAAAUCAGUGUCUUAAUAAAGGUUCUGCCAGAAGUUCAAAGAGGUUGAAGAGUGCAAAAGAAAUAGCUACUGAAGAAAAAUCUAAAAAAGGCAGAACUUGUAGAGCUUGUGGGCUGGUGUUUCCCAUGACAGUAGAAACUGUCCAAACAAGUAGUCUUUUAGGCAUUUUACUCUUAAGUGUGGUUUAUUUACUUUAA